Molecule: messenger RNA, 1269 nt
Organism: Nicotiana attenuata
Lineage: Eukaryota; Viridiplantae; Streptophyta; Magnoliopsida; Solanales; Solanaceae
Exons: 1
Coding region: 1-1269 (422 amino acids)
Source: RefSeq, a predicted model, not a curated record
AUGACCACAGUCAGGGCUCUAAUAGCUACAGCAAUGAAGAAGCACUGGAAUAUCUUUCAACUAGAUGUAAACAAUGCUUUCCUCCAUGGUGAUCUACAUGAGGAAGUUUAUAUGGAACUACCACCUGGGCUAGUGGUUGAUACUCCUGGCCGUGUCUGUAAGCUGAAUAAAUCCCUUUAUGGGCUCAAGCAAGCUAGUAGACAGUGGUAUGCAAAACUAGCUGAGGCCUUAUAUUCCAAGGGUUAUAUCCAUUCUCUGAAUGAUUAUUCUCUCUUCUAUAAAAAGUCAGCUUCUUCUGCCAUCUUUGUUGUUGUAUAUGUGGAUGAUGUCAUUGUGACUGGGACAGACUUACAAGAAAUCACUCAGCUGAAGAUCUUCUUGCAUGAUCAAUUUAAGAUCAAAGAUCUAGGGAUCCUACACUAUUUCUUAGGCAUGGAGGUCCUGUAUACACCUGCUGGAGCAAUCAUCUCUCAGAGAAAAUUUGCACUAGACCUGCUCAAGGAAUACAAUUGUCUCAAUGGUAACAGUCCCUCUUCACCACUAGACCCAAGUGUCAAGCUCAAAGCAAAGGAAGGCCCAGCUCUCACUGAUCCUACACCCUACAGAAAGUUGGUUGGACAUCUGAAUUUCUUUACUAAUACAAGGCUAGAUAUUGCCUAUGGUGUACAACAUUUGAGCCAAUUUAUGCAAGAUCCAAGGGAGCCACACUUACAUGCUGCUUUUCAUCUUCUUAGAUACUUAAAAAAUGAUCCUACACUUGGGAUUUUUCUUUCCAAUGAUCCUGACUGCACAAUUAGGGGGUAUUGUGACUCUGAUUGGGCAGCCUGCCCUGACUCUAGGAGAUCAGUUAGUGGUUAUCUUGUACUGCUGGGUGAUAGUCCAAUUAGCUGGAAAUCCAAGAAACAGGAAACUAUUUCCCUCUCCUCAGCUGAAGCGGAAUAUAGAUCUCUUAGAAAGGUGGUGGAUGAACUAACUUGGCUGUGCAGAUUGCUAGAUGAACUGAUUGUUCCCUUUCCUAAACCUGUCACUGUCUUUUGUGAUAGUCAGUCUGCCUUACACAUUGCCAAGAACCCUGUUUUCCAUGAAAGGACAAAGCACAUUGAAGUUGAUUGUCAUUUUGUUCGAGACAAGCUACAAGAGGGCUUGGUGUCCUUGCAUCACAUUGGCACUGCUGAUCAACUGGCUGAUAUAUUCACCAAAGCUCUCACUGGAAUUAAGCAUUCUAAUGUUUUGGGCAAGUUGUCUGUGAAGUCCUCACCUCCAACUUGA